This is a messenger RNA of Monopterus albus (swamp eel), 2664 nucleotides long. RefSeq names its product ATPase, H+ transporting, lysosomal, V1 subunit B, member a (gene atp6v1b2a). NCBI's taxonomy places the organism in Eukaryota, Metazoa, Chordata, Actinopteri, Synbranchiformes, Synbranchidae. Gene Ontology annotation, molecular function: proton-transporting ATPase activity, rotational mechanism; ATP binding. The transcript has 14 exons. The record is from RefSeq and is a predicted model, not a curated record. Gene Ontology annotation, biological process: ATP metabolic process; proton transmembrane transport; vacuolar acidification. Gene Ontology annotation, cellular component: proton-transporting V-type ATPase, V1 domain.
UCCCUUCUUCGUGAAACAUCCGGUUCCUCAGUGUCAUAUGACCAAGCGCUAAGCUGUCGUUUAUGUUAUUCAGCAUCAGUUAGCAAAGGACAUCGACAGCCUUUCUCAGGAUCUCUUUUUCUUUUUCCAACGAUGGCAACACUAGUGGCAAACAAGCCGAUGGACAUCAAUGGCUUGGCAGCAGCAGCAAAGAAACCCACCCAGGCUGUGACACGAAAUUAUAUCUCUCAACCCCGGCUAACUUAUUCUACUGUGUCAGGUGUAAAUGGACCCUUGGUGAUCCUGGAUAAAGUGAAGUUCCCCAGAUAUGCAGAAAUUGUCCACCUGACCUUGCCAGAUGGCACCAAGAGGAGUGGGCAGGUCCUGGAGGUGAUUGGAAGCAAGGCUGUUGUCCAGGUGUUUGAGGGAACAUCAGGCAUUGAUGCCAAAAAAACAGCCUGUGAGUUCACUGGUGAUAUCCUGCGUACCCCAGUGUCAGAGGACAUGCUAGGGCGUGUGUUUAACGGCUCAGGCAAACCCAUUGACCGGGGGCCCAAUGUUCUGGCUGAGGAGUACUUGGACAUCAUGGGUCAGCCCAUCAAUCCUCAGUGCCGUAUCUACCCUGAGGAGAUGAUCCAGACUGGCAUUUCAGCCAUUGAUGGUAUGAACAGCAUCGCCAGAGGACAGAAGAUCCCGAUUUUUUCAGCUGCUGGACUGCCCCACAAUGAGAUUGCUGCCCAGAUCUGUCGUCAAGCUGGACUGGUACAGAAGUCCAAGGAUGUGACGGACUACAGUUCUGAGAACUUUGCCAUUGUCUUCGCAGCCAUGGGUGUCAAUAUGGAAACUGCUCGUUUCUUCAAGUCUGAUUUUGAGGAGAAUGGCUCCAUGGACAACGUCUGCCUUUUCCUGAACCUGGCCAAUGACCCCACCAUCGAGCGUAUCAUCACUCCUCGUCUGGCGCUGACUACAGCAGAGUACUUGGCUUACCAGUGUGAGAAGCAUGUGCUGGUCAUCCUGACUGACAUGAGCUCCUAUGCUGAGGCCCUGAGAGAGGUUUCUGCUGCCCGAGAGGAGGUGCCUGGCCGUCGAGGCGUUGCUGUCCACGUUUAUAUUAAUUGUAGUGCAGUGUUUAAAUGCAAGAAAGAGACAAGAUUUGUUUGAUAUGUUGUGAUUAAAUAAUUACUGUGUCUAACAGACAUCACUCAUCCCAUUCCUGAUCUGACUGGAUACAUCACAGAGGGCCAGGUCUACGUUGAUAGACAGCUGCACAACAGACAGAUCUACCCACCCAUCAAUGUGCUGCCCUCACUGUCCCGUCUGAUGAAGUCCGCUAUCGGUGAGGGGAUGACCAGGAAGGACCAUGCUGAUGUCUCUAACCAGCUGUAUGCCUGUUAUGCCAUUGGUAAGGACGUGCAGGCCAUGAAGGCUGUGGUAGGAGAAGAGGCCCUCACCUCUGACGACUUGCUCUACCUUGAGUUCCUACAAAAGUUUGAGAAGAACUUCAUUGCUCAAGGCCCAUAUGACAACAGGACAGUGUAUGAAACCUUGGACAUUGGUUGGCAGCUGCUGCGAAUUUUCCCCAAGGAGAUGCUCAAGAGGAUUCCCCAGAGCACCGUGGCUGAGUUUUACCCCAGGGAGUCUGCCGCCCGUCACUGAGGCACACUAAGGGAUGCUCUGGUUCUAGCCCGCUCACUUCUCUACCCACAGUCCCUCCUCUCCCUUUAUUCCUUUGUUUCAUCUCACCCUAAACUUCCGGGGACUGUGAGACCAAUGUUGUGGAGCCUUCACAUAUCCCAAACCUCAGCUCUUCUUUCUACACUGUUGGUAUUACUAUCAGUCCACUGCUUUCCCAGCUCACUGCAGCACCACCCCUACCCCCUUAUGCCGAAUUAGAACAGAGCAAUAAUUACCCCCUCCUAUAGAUGUACUGUAGUUGUGUAUGGAAAGUGUAUGUGGUUGUAAUAUCUACCUUUUAUUUCAAAAACGUGAACAUAUCCUUAAAGUUAUAGAUCAACCCUUAUAUUUAUUGGGGUGUGUUACUGCUGGAUCUCCCUCUACUACUACUUUUUGUUAAAAUAAAUGCUAUGUUAUAUUGCUAUGAUACAUCCAUAAAUACAAGAGGUUUCCCACAGAGGAAAGACAAACCAGUGCCCUAAAACACAGUGGCCCUUCAGUCAGCACCACGUUCUGUAGGUCAAACUCAUCAAGUUUGGUUUUUACUGAGAAUGUGAGGUGUUGAUUCAACUUGAUCAUUACUUUGUAAACUAAAAGGCACACUCUGAAUGAAUAUUUACUGAACAAUACACACUUCCAUUUUCACAACCUAAAUAUCAUAAAUGGAAUUUGAAUAGGACAUGCUGUACUUUUUCAUGUUGGUGGCUUCAAGUUCAAAUCAUGUCACCAUUCAUAAUGUCCCUUGUCCAGAACAGGCAGACUUGGUGCUCAAGCAGAGUUCAGGUGUUUACUGUAUGAUUUCCACAGUACUUUGACUCCUUACCUAAUUGGGGCCCUCUUACUUCCUCUGUUUUCUGUGGAAAGAAUACAGUGGAUGAUUUGUUUUGUUGUUUGAUUUGUAUUGCAAAAGAUGACUAAGGAAAGUAUAUUGAACAUUCCCAUUUGUUCUUUGUUGCGCAACCAUAAUGAUUUUGAGUUUGUGUCCAUUAAUAAAUUAAAUUAUGUGAGAAA